AUGAUGAAGAUUGACAACUAUCAGGAUAGUAGUGCUGAUGCUAGUGAUAAUAUUAAGUCUAGUGAAGGGAAAAGUGAUAGCGAGGAGAGCAGUAGAGACACUAGUCGAGAUGAGGAUAAUCCCAUAUCCUUGUCCAUUUGUGCAAGAGAUAUCUCUGGGAAGUUGUAUGACCUAGCGACGUGGUUAGAUGAGAUCGUUUCCAGCAAAGAUCUCUGUUAUCCAAUUAACAUGUGUUACGAACAUCAAGCUAUUUUAGCACCACUUUUGCAAUUUUCCUUGAACAACUGUGGAGAUCCCUUCACUCAAAGCCCUACAGAUUUCCAUUCAAAAGAUUUUGAAGUAGCUGUUUUAGAUUGGUUUGCUCAACUCUGGGAAAUAGAGAAAGAUGAAUAUUGGGGAUGCAUUACUAGUGGUGGUACUGAGGGAAAUCUCCAUGGCCUUUUGGUUGGAAGAGAGCUACAUCCUAGUGGGAUAUUAUAUGCAUCAAAAGAUUCACAUUACUCGAUUUUCAAAGCAGCAAGAUUGUAUCGAAUGGAGCUAGAAACGAUUAACACUUUAGUUAAUGGGGAAAUUGAUUAUGAAGAUUUGCGAUCAAAGUUACUUGUCAACAAGAACAAACAAGCCAUCAUCAAUAUCAAUAUUGGUAAAAAUACAUAUAUUCUUAGAUCUUAUAACAUCACUUUGGUAAAUUAG
This is a messenger RNA of Solanum stenotomum, 693 nucleotides long. RefSeq names its product histidine decarboxylase-like. Bases 1 to 693 code for a protein of 230 amino acids. The transcript is spliced from 3 exons. Lineage: Eukaryota; Viridiplantae; Streptophyta; Magnoliopsida; Solanales; Solanaceae. The record is from RefSeq and is a predicted model, not a curated record.